UCAUUGACCUGCUGAUGGUGAGCGAGGCGCGGCAGAUGGCCAGCAUAACCCACAAGAUCCGGAUGGAGCUCCUGAGUGUCAAUGACGUUUACCUCCUCUCCACCUUCCGCCUGCCCCCCAAGCAGGGGGGGACCCUCUUCGGCCUCUACUCCAAGAAGGACAACACGAGGUGGCUGGAGGUGUCUGUGGUGGGGAAAAUCAACAAAGUCCUGGUACGUUACCUACGAGAAGACAACAAGCUGCAUUCGGUCAACCUGCAGCACGCGCACGUGGCGGACGGGCAGAGCCACACUGUCAUCGUGCGCCUGAGCGGGCUGCGCGGGGACAUGCUGAGCGUGGAGCUCUACGUGGACUGCAAGCAGAUGGACUCCAGCGUGGGGCUGCCCGAGCUGUCCGAGAUCCCCCUGGCAGAGGUGGAGUCCAUCGAGGUGCGCACGGGGCAGAAGGCUUACCAGAGGAUGCAGGGCUUUGUGGAGUCGAUGAAGCUGAUCCUGGGAGGGUCCAUGAGCCACGUCGGGGCCCUGAGCGAGUGCCCGUUCCAAGGAGAUGAGUCCAUUCACAGUGCAGUGACAAACGUGCUGGCCUCCAUCCUGGGUGAGCAGACCAAGGCACUGGUCACGCAGCUGACCCUCUUCAACCGGAUCCUGACUGAGCUGCGGGAAGACAUUAGGGACCAGGUGAAGGAGAUGUCUCUGAUCCGCAACACCAUCAUGGAGUGCCAGGUCUGCGGCUUCCACGAGCACCGAUCCCGCUGCAACCCCAACCCGUCCUACCGGGACAUCCCUGGGCAGUGGCCACCCUGGCGCGUGGGGUGCCUGCCUGGGGGUGAAGCUUGUCUCUCUCCUGUGCCUCAGUGCGCUCACACCAACCCCUGCUUCCCCGGCUCCAAGUGCAUCAACACGGCCCCCGGCUUCCGCUGCGAGCCCUGUCCCCGCGGCUAUCGGGGCAACACCGUCUCGGGCGUGGGCACUGACUAUGCCAGGGCCAGCAAGCAGGUUUGCACGGAUAUUGAUGAAUGCAACGAUGGGAACAACGGCGGCUGCGACCCCAACUCCAUCUGCACCAACACACGCUCCCCUGCCCGCCAGCCAGGACCGUUCCGCUCCCCAAAUCCUGCCCCUACCUCCUCCCUCUCUCAGGGCUCCUACAAGUGUGGUCCCUGCAAGUCGGGGUUUGUGGGGAAUCAGACAUCCGGCUGCAUCCCACAGAAGUCCUGCA
Molecule: messenger RNA, 1218 nt
Organism: Antrostomus carolinensis (chuck-will's-widow)
Lineage: Eukaryota; Metazoa; Chordata; Aves; Caprimulgiformes; Caprimulgidae
Product: thrombospondin-3-like
Cellular component (GO): extracellular region
Molecular function (GO): calcium ion binding; heparin binding
Source: RefSeq, a predicted model, not a curated record